Messenger RNA from Amphibalanus amphitrite, 2867 nucleotides. RefSeq names its product cGMP-dependent protein kinase, isozyme 2 forms cD5/T2-like. Lineage: Eukaryota; Metazoa; Arthropoda; Thecostraca; Balanomorpha; Balanidae. Gene Ontology annotation, biological process: protein phosphorylation. The coding region runs from base 65 to 1648 and encodes 527 amino acids. Gene Ontology annotation, molecular function: ATP binding; cGMP-dependent protein kinase activity. The record is from RefSeq and is a predicted model, not a curated record. The transcript is spliced from 14 exons.
UUGACCCGGUAUUUUCACAGAGGGCCAAGUCGAGGUCUCCAAAGAUGGGAGGACCCUCAGUCAGAUGGGACCAGGAAAGGUGUUUGGAGAGCUGGCCAUACUCUACAACUGCCAGAGGACGGCCACCAUCAAAGCGGCCACCGACUGCAAGCUGUUUGCCAUCGAGCGGCAAUGUUUCCAAACCAUCAUGAUGAGAACUGGCCUUCAGAAGCAGGCAGAGUACACGGCCUUCCUGAAGAGCGUGCCAAGCUUCCAGAACCUGCCGGAAGAAACUGUCAUCAAGCUGGCCGACGUUCUAGAAGAGACGUACUACAGUCAGGGCGACUACAUCAUACGACAGGGAGCCCGCGGAGACACCUUCUACAUCAUCAGCAGGGGACGGGUCAACGUCACCAUGAGGUCACCCGACUCGAUGGAAGAAAAACUGAUCCGAACGCUCGGAAAAGGAGACUUCUUCGGCGAGAAAGCGCUCCAGGGUGAGGACAUUCGCACUGCCAACAUCGUGGCCGACGACCCCGACGGCGUGGCCUGUCUCGUUAUCGACCACGACACUUUCGAUCAGCUCAUCAGCAGGCUGGAGGAGGUCAAGAACCGAUACGUCGACGAGAGUCAGCUCAGAAAACAGAGUAUACCGCUCUUUGAUGAACCAGAUACGAAGGAAUCCGAUCACAGAAUCAACCGUGAGUUUGCUGAUGUCAAGCUGUCAGACCUGGCGGUGAUUGCCACGCUGGGAGUCGGAGGGUUCGGACGGGUAGAGCUGGUUCAGAUGGUACACGACAAGUCUAGGUCAUUCGCGCUGAAACAGAUGAAGAAAGCGCAGAUUGUGGAGACGCGUCAGCAGCAGCACAUCAUGUCCGAAAAGGAGAUCAUGGAAGAAGCCAACUGCGAUUUCAUCGUCAAGCUGUACAAGACGUUCAAGGACAGGAAGUACCUCUACAUGCUGAUGGAGUCGUGUAUGGGAGGAGAACUGUGGACCAUACUCAGGGACCGAGGCAACUUUGACGACGCCACAACACGCUUCUACACCGCCUGCGUAGUGGAGGCUUUCGACUAUCUGCACGCACGAGGGAUCAUCUAUCGCGAUCUCAAACCCGAGAACCUGCUGCUCGACAACAGGGGCUACGUCAAACUGGUGGACUUUGGGUUCGCCAAAAAACUGCUGGUCGGCCGGAAGACGUGGACGUUCUGUGGAACUCCGGAGUAUGUGGCGCCAGAGAUUAUCCUGAACAAGGGUCACGACAUCUCAGCCGACUACUGGUCGCUGGGGGUACUGAUGUUUGAACUCCUCACUGGAACGCCACCAUUCACCGGGCCCGACCCCAUGAAAACCUACAACAUCAUCCUGAAGGGGAUCGAUGCCAUUGAGUUCCCGCGCAACAUUACCCGAACUGCCACCGUGCUCAUCAAGAAACUGUGCAGAGACAACCCGGCCGAGCGACUGGGGUACCAGAAGGGCGGCAUCAGGGACAUCCAGAAACACAAGUGGUUCGACGGCUUCAACUGGGAAGGUCUGAUCGGACGGACCCUGACACCCCCCAUCAUCCCGCACAUCAGGUCCGUGUUGGACUCGUCCAACUUUGACGACUACCCUCCUGACUCGGAGCCGCUGCCCCAAGACGAUCUCUCCGGAUGGGACGCCGACUUCUAAACGGCAGACGACUGCUCAGCAUAGGCCUCACAGCGGCUGCCAUCUUGGAAAACUGCCGCCAUCUUGGAAAACUGCCCCGCUGCGUCCGCCAUCUUGGACUGCCUCUUCGCGGACGAUAUUUUGUGUCAGUCUGCUGUGGCGGGUUCUUUGUGCAAGUGGACGCCAUUUUGAGAUGCGGCACAGUGGCGGCCAUCUUGGUCGGGCCUUGUGUUGUGGCAAUGUGAAGUAGUUUCUGGGUGAUCGGGCUUCACUUGGCGUUUCUACCACUCACUCCGUCCGCCAUGUUGAGCGAGGCCCACCGUGUGGCGGCCAUCUUGUGUCAGGCCCACCUACGGCGGGCGCCAUGUUGUUUGUGUGCGUGCGUGCGUUGUGUCAGGCAGGACCUUCAGGAAGGGAAACGGCAAUCAUAAAGCGUUGUUGACCUCUGCGCUCAGACGCAUGUUCUCGCCCCUUACGUCCGCUUAGUGCUCCCAAGACUCCGAGUCGUUCUAUGUGGGAUCAUGACUCUUUGGUGCGACUCUGCGCUCGAGUCGUAACUGUGACUCGAGUCAGUCGUUGGCGUUUGACUGAGGAGUCCAUGUGGUGGGGACUCAAAGAGAACUAUAUCCGACGCGGGAAUAAGAUUGAGUGUCGCUCUGUGACGUCAUCGGUGGUGCUCAGUGCUGGACGGUGAUUGGUGGAUGGGUGAUGACGUCAGCUUGGGGUCUACCAGAAGUGGUGGAACAACAGAUAUCUAUCUAUAGCCUACUAUGUGUUACACCAGAAACCAUCGACCGGCUCCACUGCUCACCAAUGAAUAUGGUGGUUAACUGAAGUGUGCGAUCGACUUUUGGAGGUAAAACACUCUGACUGAAUGGAGGUUCCCAUUCAACAGCAAAGACCCUCACUGUACCCGCAACCACGUAUGACAAUAACCCAAACACUUUGCAUAGACAAUGCCCAGCACUGGUCUUCGCUCUCGUGUUGUUUACUCCUUCACUACACCCCAAAACAGUGUAUUACAUCAUACCAUAAUGGAAAAUACCGUACAGGGUGUACCUAUCGAGUAUCCGAUCGCCUUUGUGCCUUACUCUCGGAUGACGUCAUCUGUGACGUCAUGUGAGGAGGUCGUAUACGUACUCUGGGUGUUCUAUGCGGUGUAAUUUUGACAAGUUGGGGAGGGGGGUGAGAUUGUUGUUGGGAGACGUUAGUAGCAGGUUCAAUACACUCUAACAGAACA